CUCUCUCUCUCUCUCUCUCUCUCUCUUAAACAUUAAAAAGAGAGCAACCAUUUGCUUUACUCUCUCAUGGCUCCGGCUUUGAAAAAGGUUGACAAAAUCCGGCAAAUAGUGAGGCUAAAGCAGAUGCUCAAGAAAUGGCAAACCAUGAGCCUAAACCCCAAAAGAUCAGCCGCUACUCGGUCGGAAUCAGAUUCUAGCGAGUUUUCCGGCGAAAAGUGCCGGAUUCCGGCAGGCUACUUGGCUGUAUACGUUGGUCUAGAGAGGCAGCGAUUUGUCAUUCCGGCCAAAUACAUUAACCUGCCAGUUUUCCGCCCCAUCUUACAGAGAGCUGCUGAAGAAUACGGCUUUCACUUCAAUGGCGGUCUGGUGUUUCCAUGUGAGGUGGGUUUUUUCAAGCAGUUGUUAUUGAUUUUGGAGAAAAGCGAGCGGAAAAUCGAGAAUCUCAGUCUCGAUGAAGCUCUGAACCUCUGUAACGAAAUGGGUUCUGAUGUGCUUUGUAAGACGAAUAGGACUGGUCCUGAAUUCUGCCCUUUGUUGCAGAAAGCUAGGGUUUAAUGGCGGUUUUUUAGCCUUUUUUUCCAGGGAUUUUGAUGGGUUUUUUCUUCUGGUUUUUUUUGGGGGUGGGUUUUGAUUUGUAAAGAGGGGAAGAGAUUAGCUGAUCAUCCAUGAAUUCGUAGUUUAUUAGGAUUCAAUGAGAUGUAAUUUUUCUUUUUCUUUUUUCUAGAUUUUUUUCUUCCUUGUUUUUAGAUUUUUUAUUUCUAACUUAGAGCUUGGGCUCUGCAAUAUGUAAGGCUGGUAACUUCAAUGGAAUGACUCUUGAUACCAA
Messenger RNA from Amborella trichopoda, 826 nucleotides. The record is from RefSeq and is a predicted model, not a curated record. Lineage: Eukaryota; Viridiplantae; Streptophyta; Magnoliopsida; Amborellales; Amborellaceae.